GGCACCUUGGCUUCCGGCGGCGAGCUCGGAGCGCGCCGAGCCCGCCGGUUCGGCGACCGGAAGGGUCUGUGCUUGCCGCCGAGACUGUUGGUCCUUUUAGAAACAUCUCCAUCAUGUCUGACACUCAAGAAGCUACCAGAGAGUGCCUGGGUAUGAACCUUGAUGGGAACAAAGAGCCUGUGUCUCUGGUAGAAAGCAGCGUCAGAAGUGAGUCGGAGCAUCUCCAAGUCACUGUUGGAGCCACUGUACCCACUGGCUUUGAACAAACGGCUGCGGGGGAAGUGAGAGAGAAACUGAAGUCGGCCUGCAGAAUCAGCAAAGACCGCGGAAAGAUCUAUUUUGAUAUUGCAGUGGAAAGUCUGGCUCAGGUUCAUUGUCUGAGAUCAGUUGAUAACUUGUUUGUGGUUGUUCAGGAGUUUAAAGAUUACCAGUUCAAAGCUACGAAGGAAGAAGUUCUAAGAGACUUUGAAGAACUGGCUGGAAAACUCCCAUGGUCAGACCCUUUAAAAGUCUGGCAAAUUAACACCACUUUCAAGAAGAAGAAAGCAAAGCGCAGAAAGGCAAAUCAGAGUGCAGGUAAAGAGAAGGCUGACUGUGGACAAGGAGACAAAGCCGAUGAGAAAGAUGGAAAGAGAAAGCACGCCAGCAGCACCUCCGAGUCACGAAUCUUGGACUAUUACGAAAAUCCAGCCAUCAAAGAAGAGAUAUCAACCUUAGUAGGUGAUGUCUUGUCAUCUUGCAAAGAUGAAACUGGUCAAAACUUAAGAGAAGAAACUGAACCACAGGUACAGAAGUUUAGAGUCACCUGCAACAGAGCAGGAGAGAAACAUUGCUUUACCUCCAAUGAGGCUGCGAGAGAUUUUGGGGGUGCUAUUCAAGAGUACUUUAAGUGGAAGGCUGAUAUGACCAACUUUGAUGUAGAGGUUCUCCUAAACAUCCAUGAUAAUGAAGUCAUUGUUGCUAUUGCACUGACAGAAGAGAGUCUCCAUCGAAGAAAUAUUACACAUUUUGGACCUACAACUCUUAGAUCAACUCUUGCCUAUGGGAUGCUCAGAAUAGACCAGAAUGUCAUCAUCCUAAAGGGUCCUAAAGGGCAAAAUAGUUAUGAAGUGCUGUAUUCAUGCAUGCAUGUCUUUGUGGCAGAAACAGGGGCUACUGAGUGGUCUCACUGUUACCAUAUUGCUGGGGACAACAACCCACUGGCAGUGAACAGAGCAGCAAAUAACAUCUCAUCUCUAUUGACUAAGAGCCAGAUUAAAGAUGGAAAAACAUCCUGGGGUUUGCCCAUUGAUGCUGUUCAGUGGGAUAUCUGCAACCUCCCACUGAGAACUGCUUCUGUGGAUAUUAUUGUAACAGAUAUGCCAUUUGGAAAAAGGAUGGGAUCCAAGAAGAGAAAUUGGAAUCUAUAUCCAGCUUGCCUUCGGGAAAUGAGCCGUGUCUGUAGACCAGGGACAGGCAGAGCUGUACUGCUUACUCAGGACAAGAAAUGUUUUACCAAGGCCUUAUCUGGAAUGGGACAUGUGUGGCGAAAGGUCCAUACAGUCUGGGUGAACAUCGGGGGCCUUCAUGCUGCAGUUUAUCUUCUAAAGCGCACUGCUCAAGCCUUUGUUCAUCCUUCAGAUCAAGAUGAAGGAAGAGACCCUCCUUGGUAAAGAAAAGAAUGAAGACAAUAAUAUUUGUAGUUCCUAACACUGGAAAUAUCAGCAUAAAGAACUUGCUUUGGAAGAAAAAUAGCAGAAAAGUAACUUACAGUACAGGUUACACUGCUUGACCACUCCAGAAUGAUUAGAUUUUUAGCAAGGUGAUUGUAAUGGUAUUUCUUAAGAAGCCUACACUGCUUGGCUUCUAAGUGUCAGAACACUUUAGGCCAUAUUCUAUUGCUUGUGCAACCUACUGUUCUAUGGUCUAAAUUCUUUGUCUCAUCUCAGAAACAGAAGCAUCCCUUAAGAUCUACAGUUUAUCAUCUGCCUUAAAAUAAAUAGACAACCUAAACAGAGCAAAGAUGCUUGUGUGACUAUUAUAAUAAGAUAUUACUAAGUAGUAGAAACAUCAGUAGAUAAGGUAUGGAACCAACAAGCCUAAUUAAAGAAAUUUCUCUUUUA
This is a messenger RNA of Mus caroli (Ryukyu mouse), 2102 nucleotides long. NCBI's taxonomy places the organism in Eukaryota, Metazoa, Chordata, Mammalia, Rodentia, Muridae. The record is from RefSeq and is a predicted model, not a curated record.